CGGUGGGGGGGAGUGCUGCUGGCACUUCCAUUGCUUGACACGCCGCCCCGACCCGCAACGAUGACGUUUGCGCACCUCCUCCCGCCCACGUGGAAGAAGAACGUCCAGCUGUGGCUGGAAGACGAUAUCCCGUCGUACGAUGUCGGCGGGUUCGUCGUGGGUGGUAUGUUGCUGUCGUCUCACUCGAGGAGCGUGGUGCUUGUACAUCCUCCGACGAGGAGUGCAGCUGCCUCCGAUGCAUUGCUGACCCCGCGACUGUGCAUCGCGUUGUAGAGUCGAAUCAAAUCGCGUACUUGCUCGGUAAAUCCCACGGGGUGCUGGCGGGUGUCCCCUUCUUCACAGCGGUGUUUGAAGCGGUCGACUGUGUCGUGGAGUGGCAGCUUCCCGAAGGCGCUAUGAUCGACCCAUCCACCGUGGCCUCGGGCAAAGUUGUCGUCGCCAAGGUGACGGGAAAGUGCCGCAACAUUCUCCUUGGCGAACGCACGGCACUCAACAUUUUGACGCGCGCCAGUGGCAUUGCGACGCAGGCAGCCGCCGCCGUCAAGGUCGCCCGUAGUUUGGGCUGGCACGGUCAUGUCGCUGGCACGCGCAAGACAACACCAGGGUUCCGCGUCGUUGAAAAGUACGCGUUGCUCGUGGCCGGCGCUAGCACCCAUCGCAACGAUCUGUCUCAAAUGGUCAUGCUUAAAGACAAUCACGUAUGGGCGUCGGGCAGCAUCACGAACGCGGUCAAAAGGGCCAAGACGGCGGCGGGUUUCUCGAUGAAGAUUGAAGUCGAGUGCCGCAAGCUCGAGGAAGCUGUCGAGGCGGCCACCGCAGGCGCCGACAUCGUCAUGCUCGACAACUUUGAGCCGCCGCAGCUCAAGCAAGUCGCGGCGACGCUCAAGCAACAGUUCCCCCACCUCCUCAUCGAAGCCAGCGGGGGCAUCACGAUCGACUCGAUGGGCGACUUUGUGUCGCCGCACGUCGACAUCAUCAGCCAAGGCAAACUCACCCAAGGCUAUGGCGCUGUGGACUUUUCGCUGAAGAUUCAAAAAUGCGAAGGCAUCGUGGCGGCCGAGUAAACCAGAAUACAUGGGUCGAACGUUGAGAUGCGAGUGUGCGCGGCCGCUGCAGGUCGUCGUCGGCGCUGACAGCACCGCUUUCGUUGCAG
Aphanomyces invadans is the source of this 1153-nucleotide messenger RNA. RefSeq names its product nicotinate-nucleotide diphosphorylase (carboxylating), variant. Gene Ontology annotation, cellular component: cytoplasm. The coding region runs from base 396 to 1064 and encodes 222 amino acids. The record is from RefSeq and is a predicted model, not a curated record. Gene Ontology annotation, biological process: NAD+ biosynthetic process; quinolinate catabolic process. Gene Ontology annotation, molecular function: nicotinate-nucleotide diphosphorylase (carboxylating) activity. NCBI's taxonomy places the organism in Eukaryota, Oomycota, Saprolegniomycetes, Saprolegniales, Verrucalvaceae. The transcript has 6 exons.